AUUGCGACCCAAUGAGAAUCCCAACCCUCCCUCGUAGUUGCCUCUUUAUCGCUUCGGCAACCAUCGCCGAAGCCCCUCACUCCCUUCCUUGUUCGCCAUGACCUCCCUCUCCGUCUCCGCUCCCCUCAAACCCUCCUUCCUCCCCUCUCGAUCCAUUCCGCCAAAAACCCUCAAACCUCGCACCCUUCUCUAUAAAUCGUCUCCUCCCACCGUCCGCGCCCUCAUCUCUUCCUCCUCCCCUCCCACGAGAUCCUCCUCCCAUGGCGGAACCUUUGGUUUAGGGUUAGGUGAAGAAACCCAGGGAUAUUCUUCUUCUCAUGGGUCUUCUCUGUAUGUGAGCUCGCCCUACUUCACGGCUCCUCAGACCCCGGCGACGGCCAUGAAGGGGGCGGAGGCCGACGUGAUGGGCCUGCUGCUGAGGGAGCGGAUCGUGUUCCUUGGGAGCAGCAUCGAUGACUUCGUGGCGGACGCCAUCAUAAGCCAGUUGCUUCUCCUCGACGCCCAGGAUUCCACCAAGGACAUCAGGCUCUUCAUCAAUUCCCCUGGAGGCUCCCUCAGUGCUACAAUGGCUAUAUAUGAUGUGGUUCAGCUUGUGAGAGCAGAUGUUUCGACUGUUGCACUUGGCAUUGCAGCAUCUACAACAUCUAUCAUCCUUGGUGGUGGUACCAAGGGUAAGCGACUUGCCAUGCCCAACACGCGGAUAAUGAUCCAUCAGCCUCUUGGAGGUGCUAGUGGUCAAGCUAUAGAUGUUGAGAUUCAGGCUAGAGAGAUCAUGCAUAACAAGAACAAUAUCACUAGAAUUAUCUCUGGCUUUACUGGUCGUACAUUUGAACAGGUCCAGAAAGAUAUUGAUAGAGACCGUUACAUGUCCCCUAUUGAGGCUGUUGAAUAUGGGAUUAUUGAUGGUGUUAUUGAUAGGGAUUCCAUCAUCCCGCUUGUACCUGUGCCUGAGAGAGUGAAGCCUAAACUGAAUUACGAGGAGAUCAGUAAAGAUCCUAGGAAAUUUUUGACACCGGAGAUUCCUGAUGAUGAGAUAUACUGAUGUUCAUUUAGGAAGAGCUACCUUGUAUGUUUAUGUGUGCUUGUUGCAUUGGUUUUGCACCAAUGGAUAACAGCCAACAGGAGUAGGAUGGUGUGGUUUUAAACUUCAUUUGGCGACGGAGUACUUUAUAAGCUUCAAACUAUUUUACUUUGUCAAUCGAAAAUUUUAGUUGGCAAGAGAUGCAACUCAACAAUUUAAU
Molecule: messenger RNA, 1241 nt
Organism: Elaeis guineensis (African oil palm)
Lineage: Eukaryota; Viridiplantae; Streptophyta; Magnoliopsida; Arecales; Arecaceae
Product: ATP-dependent Clp protease proteolytic subunit 4, chloroplastic
Biological process (GO): protein quality control for misfolded or incompletely synthesized proteins
Cellular component (GO): endopeptidase Clp complex
Molecular function (GO): serine-type endopeptidase activity; ATPase binding; ATP-dependent peptidase activity
Source: RefSeq, a predicted model, not a curated record